UUACCUCCCGUAGAUUUUGUAACAAACUUGAGAUUUGACAGCGUUUUACUUCUACUUUUGACUAUUCUGUAAUGGAAAAUGAUAAAUAUACGAAGGAUGGCUUCUACUUCUAAUAUACAGACAGCUUUAAAAGCAGUAAAUGCAAAUAUCCAGAGUCAGAUAUCAAAGAAAACAGGGGGUGCUCAAAAGGUGAGACUAGUUGCAGUAACAAAAACCAAACCAGUAGAAGACAUUAUUACAGCAUAUGAAUGUGGUCAGAGGCAUUUUGGUGAAAAUUAUAUCAUUGAACUUGAAGAAAAAACAAGACAUCCAAGAAUCCAAGACAUAUGCAGAGAAAUUAAAUGGCAUUUCAUUGGGCAUUUACAAACCAAUAAGGCCAAAAAUCUAGCAUCUAUUCCAAAUCUGUAUAUGUGCGAAACUGUCCACUCUGAGAAGCUAGCAAAGAAGUUAAACAAAGAAUUAGAAAAAGCAGGAAAAACAGAAAAGUUAAAAGUACUUGUUCAAGUCAAUACAAGUAGAGAAGAAAAUAAGAAUGGUGUAUCAACAUCUAAGGUUACUGAUCUAGUCAAUCUUAUCCGGACCAAAUGUCCUGAGUUAGAAUUUAUAGGAUUAAUGACCAUUGGUUCAUUUGACCACAGUUUAGCUGAUGGUGUCAACCCAGAUUUUGUUAAAUUAUUAAAAUGUAGAGAUGACGUUUGUAGAAGAUGUAACCUGCAGGUAGAAGAUGUAGAACUCAGUAUGGGGAUGUCACAUGACUACGAACAUGCUAUUGAGCUAGGCAGUACCAAUGUCAGAGUAGGGAGUACAAUAUUUGGAGCCAGAGAUCCUCCUAAACAGUCACAGAACCAGGAAGUUGUACAAGAAAAAGUGGAGGAAAGCCAACCUCAGGAACCAAAUGAUUCACAACACAUUACUAAGGCAACAGAUCGGGAGGAUGUUUUAGAGAAUGAAACAGCAAGACUUCGGGAAUUAGCUAUCUAAAUCAAAUCUAUUUUCUUGAAAAGGACUUAUUUUAACUAUUUUGAAAGAUUGUUUGAUACAUGUCAUGUUAAAUCUUAGAACUGUUUUUUAGAAAUAUGCACAUUGUUAGUUCAACUAAAAAUUUUAUCAUAUAAAUUAAUUUCUUAGGAAAAAAAAUAAGUUUAACUCUUCAAGAUAAUAAGAGUAAAUUCUGAAUACAUUGUAUGAUUUCACAUAAGUUUUCAAAAUUAAAUCUUCAAUAUAUCUGUAUCAAUCUUUAAUCAGAGUAUCUUUAUAGGGCUGUUUUAAAUUUAAACUCAUGGGGGUUUGGAGGGACUCAAAUUAAUCAGUUUUAACAUCCAGCAAAUUAUUUAAUCACUUUUGUCAUGCUAUUAUCAAAUAACCAAGCUUUCAAAAUUUAGUUUUCUUGAGUUAUUUGCAUAUAGCUUAUAAAAUGUGACAAAACAAAAGGGAAUUUUAAGGAUGAUUUUUUAUUUUAAAAUUUAGACAACAAAUAGGCAACAAGGGUAACAUAGUUUUAAAUUCGUCAUAAAGUAUUUUUCAUGUAUAGGGCAUAUUUUAAUUUAAAUUAUAUUUUUACUUUAAAGAAAGUAUUAAUUUAUGUAAUAGAUCUUAUAAUAUUGUAGAGUCAACAUUAUAAACCAAAAGAUAUAUGAAUGAACUCAAUACUUGUAUAUAGGUUGUCAUUUCUGUUAUACAGUUGAAGUUGUUAUAUCUGUUUUUUUCUGUUACAAGUGGUAAGAUCCAAGUGCCAUUUUGAAGUGCAGUUAAAGAAGCAGGUACUGUUUUUGUAGUGCAAUUUAAAAAUUUCUAAAUUAGAAGUUUAAUUUCAAAUUAUUUUGUUUUUCUGAAUGACCAGCAAGUUCAAUUCUCUAAUGAAAAGUGUGAGAAGGAUCAUUCUGUUUUUCCCUAUGUAUUCCUGAAGGAACUAUCAACAAACAGAACAAUUUUAAAAACAAGAUGAAGUCAUUUAAAGUAUUCAUACAAUACAGAGAAUACUAAAGAUUUCCUAGAAUGUUGUACAUAAGUAUAGCAUGAAAAGUUACAUUCAACUAUAUAUACACAUUCUUCUCAAAUAUUUCCCAGUUUGCCAAGGAUUCAAAAGUUUAUGAAGUUAUACAUUCACACUUAUAUCUAGGAAUUAUAUGUGAACGCCUGGGGUCUCUUAAAGCUUAGAUUGUCUAAUAUUUCAAAUUCUUUUAGUUCUAAUACUUUAAAAUGAAAAAAAGCAGUGAAUGCUUGCAAGGGCAUACACAUACUGGAAUUUUUUUUAUAAAGAUUUGCAAUUGAAGUGUGAAUAUACUUUGUUAGUGUGUUAAUAAUUCAAAGUUUGCUGUUGUUUUAACUUUUUUUGAUUAAUGUUUUAAUUCAACAAUUUAACCUUGGUUUUUGUCAUGCCUUUAACAACAGCAGGAUAAACAUAGGGGUUACUUUCAAGUUGACAUAAAAAUGACAAAUACCUGUAUAUCUUGUCCUCUAUCAGUGAGGCAAAUCAACUUUUGCAUGGAAGUAUCUUGCUAUAAAACCAUGUCAGCCAAUUAUUGCCAAUGAAUUAUGAUCUCAGUUUUCAUGCUUUUUCCACAUUAAGUCUAUACAGGAAAGGUCAACAGUACUCAAAAAAAAUAUUCGAUGAAAGUACUAUUUAUGUAUGUCCUUGUGACAUCCGUCACAUUUUUAUCCUCCAGUAUUUAGGUGAAUUCUUUUGGUUUUUGUUGAACUAUUGGACAGGUCAACAACAAUUGGUAUUUACAUUUGUUACAAAUAUUUAUGUUAACCUCGUUUAAAAUUACUGUGUGCAUUUUAAAGAAUUUCACAAAAAUUCCUCCAUAAAAGUUGUAUAAACAAAAGACAGCUGAUAGUUUAAAUGUGAAUUCAUUAAUAGGAAUAGCUCUCCAUGUUGCAUGUUAUUUGACCUUAACUUAGAAUAGAAGUUUAUUUAAUUAUUGAAAAUAAAUAUUUUUGUAAACAGGUGAGACAUUUCAUGUCAACUUGAUACUGAGUGAAUAAUUUAUUCUUAUGAAUAUGUUUUCUACAUGUUCUUAAUAUUUAAGAUUUACAUUAAGAAUGUGAUUUUUGUAUUUUUGAUGAACAAUAAAUCAGUUUUCACAAAUAUUGUUCAACCUCCAA
This is a messenger RNA of Mytilus californianus (California mussel), 3108 nucleotides long. Its product is annotated as pyridoxal phosphate homeostasis protein-like. The transcript has 8 exons. The coding region runs from base 79 to 981 and encodes 300 amino acids. NCBI's taxonomy places the organism in Eukaryota, Metazoa, Mollusca, Bivalvia, Mytilida, Mytilidae. Gene Ontology annotation, cellular component: intracellular anatomical structure. The record is from RefSeq and is a predicted model, not a curated record. Gene Ontology annotation, molecular function: pyridoxal phosphate binding.